UCAACACCGAUCACACUCCAGUCAACAUGAAGCUGUUCAUCAUCGCUGCUCUGGCCCUGGUGGCCGUUGCCGACCGGCCCCAGCCUUCCUACAGGCCCCGUCCCACCUACGCUGCCCCGACCUACGCCCCGGCCCCGACCUACAAGCCCCAGCCCAAGUACGCUCCUGCCCCGUCCUACGGCCACUCGAGCUACAAGCCGAUCGCAAUCCUGGGGCAGGAGGACGUCCACCCCGGAGAUGGCACCUACAGCUCCAAGUUCUCCACCGAGAACGGCAUCUACAGAUCCGAGACUGGCGUGCCGGUGCCCGGCUACGGCAAGAACGCCUACGGCGAGGCGGAGGACCUCUACCGCCAGGAGGGCUCCUGGAGCUACACCAACGGCUACGGCGAGGAGGUCAAGGUCGCCUUUGUCGCCGACGAGAACGGCUACCAGCCGUCCAGCGACAUCCUGCCCACCCCGGUGCCCACCGAGUACCCGACCCCCGAGGUGGACCCCACCUACGUCGAGCCCCAGCCCAGCUACGGCAAGCCCGCCUACCAGCCGGCUUACAAGCCCGCCUACAACUAAACAAUUCCUGAUAACUUGUGAUUGGUGUCAUGAGCUGUGAUUUCCUAUCGGAUAUUUUUAUAUGUAUUUAUUCAAACGAAACUAUGUAUAACGGUACUUACUGAAUACAAGCUUCGCCGUGUCA
Messenger RNA from Amphibalanus amphitrite, 693 nucleotides. RefSeq names its product adhesive plaque matrix protein-like. The transcript has 3 exons. The record is from RefSeq and is a predicted model, not a curated record. Gene Ontology annotation, molecular function: structural constituent of chitin-based larval cuticle. The coding region runs from base 27 to 569 and encodes 180 amino acids. Gene Ontology annotation, cellular component: chitin-based extracellular matrix. NCBI's taxonomy places the organism in Eukaryota, Metazoa, Arthropoda, Thecostraca, Balanomorpha, Balanidae.